UAUCAGGGUUCUUACAGACAUUGUAUCUUUCCCAAAAAUGUAGCAUUGUGCAUUGAUAUUCAAAUUAUGUUAUUAUGAAAAAAUGUUUAACCGAUAAAAUGUGUUCAGUGCUCUUUGACCAGAAAGUCUGAAAUCAAUAUGCUAUUGCUGGGUUUUAAAUACAAACCAGAUUGAAAAAAUAUAUAUAACUCAAUCCAAUGCUUUAAAGUCAAUGAUGAGGUGUGCCAUUAGUGCACACUUAGGGAGGUAAAGCAGAGUUUCUUAAACUGUGGGUCGGGACCCAAAGUGGGCCCUGGGCAUGUGAGAGGUAGGUCACGAGUUAAUACAUUUAUAAUCACAUACAGUUGAAGUCGGAAGUUUACAUACACUUAGGUUGAAGUCAUUACAACUCGUCUUUUCAACCACUACAAAUUUCUUGUUAAUUAACAAACUAUAGUUUUGGCAAGUCGGUUAGGACAUCUACAUCUAACAUCUAGUUUGUGCAUGACACAAGUAUUUUUUCCAAAUAUUGUUUACAGACAUUAUUUCACUUAUAAUUCACUGUAUCACAAUUCUAGUGGGUCAGAAAUUUACAUACACUAAGUUGACUGUGUUUUUAAACAGCUUGGAAAAUUCUAGAAAAUUAUGUCAUGGCUUUAGAACAUACUGAUAGGCUAAUGGACAUCAUUUGAGUCAAUUGGAGGUGUAACAGUGGAUGUAUUUCAAGGCCUACCUUCAAACUCAGUGCCUCUUUUGCUUGACAUCAUGGGAAAAUCAAAAGAAAUCAGCCAAGACUUCAGAAAAUAAAUUGUAGACCUCCAAUAGUCUGGCUCCAGAAAAUCACAUUGUAUGAUUUUUAAGUAAUUCAUUUGCAUGACAUAAGUAUUUGAUCACCUACCAACCAGUAAGAAUUCCGGCUCUCACAAACCUGUUAGUUUUUCUUUAAGAAGCCCUCCAGUUCUUAACUCAUUACCUGUAUUAACUGCACCUGUUUGAACGUGUUACCUGUAUAAAAGACACCUAAUCAUACACUCAAUCAAACAGACUACAACCUCUCCACAAUGGCCAAGAGCAGACAUCUGUGUAAGGACAUCAGGGAUACAAUUGUAGACCUGCACAAGGCUGGGAUGGGCCACAGGACAAUAGGCAAGCAGCUUGGUGAGAAGGCAACUGUUGGCGCAAUUAUUAGAAAAUGGAAGAAGUUCAAGAUGACGGUCUGGGGCUCCAUGAUCUCACCUCGUGGGGCAUCAAUGAUCAUGAGGAAGGUGAGGAAUCAGCCCAGAACUACACGGCAGGACCUGGUCAAUGACCUGAAGAGAGCUGGGACCACAGUCUCAAAAAGAACCAUUAGUAACACACUACACCGCCAUGGAUUAAAAUCCUGCAGCGCACGCAAGGUUCCCCUGCUCAAGCCAGCACAUGUCCAGUCCCGUCUGAAGUUUGCCAAUGAACAUCUGGAAUCCAGGGGAGGAAUGGGAGAAGGUCAUGUGGUCUGAUGAGACAAAAAUAGAGCUUUUUGGUCUAAACUCCACUCGCCGUGUUUGGAGGAAGAAGGAUGAGUACAACCCCAAGAACACCAUCCCAACCGUGAAGCAUGGAGGUGGAAACAUCAUUCUUUGGGAUGCUUUUCUGCAAAGGGGACAGGACGACUGCACUGUAUUGAGGGGAGGAUGGAUGGGGCCAUGUAUCGCGAGAUCUUGGCCAACAACCUCCUUCCCUCAGUAAGAGCAUUGAAGAUGGUGUUCCAGCAUGACAACGACCCCGAAACACACAGCCAGGGCAACUAAGGAGUGGCUCCGUAAGAAGCAUCUCAAGGUCUUGAAGUGGCCAAGCCAGUGUCCAGACCUGAACCCAAUAGAAAAUCUUUGGAGGGGGCUGAAAGUCCGUAUUGCCCAGCGACAGCCCCGAAACCUGCAGGAUCUGGAGAAGGUCUGUAUGGAGGAGUGGGCCAAAAUCCCUGCUGCAGUGUGUGCAAACCUGGUCAAGAACUACAGGAAACGUAUGAUCUCUGUAAUUGCAAACAAAGGUUUCUGUACCAAAUAUUAAGUUCUGCUUUUCUGAUGUAUCAAAUACUUAUGUCAUGCAAUAAAUGCAAAUUAAUUACUUAAAUCAUACGAUGUGAUUUUCUGGAUUUUUGUUUUAGAUUCCGUCUCUCACAGUUGAAGUGUACCUAUGAUAAAAAUUACAGACCUCUACAUGCUUUGUAAGUAGGAAAACCUGCAAAAUUGUCAGGGUAUCAAAUACUUGUUCUCCCCACUGUACCAGUUCCAAUUCUGUCUCCUUGUGACUAAAAAGUGGUGUGCUUUCAAUUCAUUUUCAGAACCAUGAGGAUCCUCUUCAGAGUCCAGAGUCGCAGUAGAUGGUCCCUUGUCAUUGGCACUGCGUUGAUGAUUGGCGUCCUCAGACUAUUGCACGUGAACCACACAGAUGGGCCCCGGAACACUUCUCCCUCUGACAAACCACCACAGUCACAGUCCGCUGUGGAUGUCUUCAAGUGCUCCCGGAAUGACACCGUGAACAACAUUUCAUCCUCUAUUCCACCUACCCACCGCAACUUCCUCGUGUACAAACACUGCAGGACAUUCUCCCGCCUGCUGUCUCCGACACCUUGUCAGAAUGACCUCUUUCUCCUGCUGGCCGUUAAGUCCACAGCCAUCCAGGUUGAUCGCAGGUCUGCACUUCGGAACACAUGGGGGAAGAAGGGAUAUGUUCAGGGUAAGAAGGUGAAACUAUUGUUCCUAGUAGGUAAAUCUUCAGACACAAUACAGGGUUACCCGCUGCAGCAGGUACUGGAGUGGGAGAGCAGACAGUUUGGGGAUAUCCUGCAGUGGGAUUUUGACGACAGUUUUUUCAACCUGACCCUAAAGGAGAUCCACUUCCUCAAAUGGUUCCGCCUGGAGUGCCGCUGGGCACACUAUGUGUUCAAAGGGGACGAUGAUGUUUUUGUUCACACCAGCAAUCUGGUGGAAUAUGUUAAGGACAACAAGCCCUCCGAGCAACUGUAUGCUGGGAACAUCAUGUCUGGCUAUCCAGUCCGGGACAAACAAAGUAAAUAUUUCAUACCAGUGGAGAUGUACCCCAACAAGCCAUAUCCUCUAUACGCUGGGGGUGGGGGCUACCUGAUGUCAAAUCAGACUGUGCUGAGUCUGGAAGUGGCAGCGUCCAGCAUUGACCUGUUCCCCAUUGAUGAUGUCUUUGUGGGCUUGUGCCUACAGAAGAUGAACAUCACGCUGACGCACCACUCUGGCUUCAAGACCUUUGGACUCAAACAGGGGGUGACACACUUCAACCCCUGCAUUUACAGGGAGCUCAUGGUGGUGCACAAACUGAAUCCCACGGAGAUGUGGACAAUGUGGUCUCUACAGCAGGACCCAAAGCUGCAAUGCUUUAGAUCAAGGAUGUGAGACAUCUGGCAUUGUGUGUGUAUAUCAUGCUGUGCUUAUCUGUCUCGCUACCUUAAAUUGAGAAUUCCUUUCAUAGAUAAAUUAUCCUUAUGAAUGGUCUAAAAUAGCAUACUUUCCUUUACCCAAACUAAUAUUUGAAUGUAUUCUGACAUUUGGCUUCCCUUAUCCUGUAUGUUCAGAUCAGCACAGACAGUGUAAGAUCCAUUUAAGAAUACUGCGAUGCAUCUAGUGCCAUUUGACACUUCCGUUGAGGACGUUUGUAGAAUGUUUCUAGGAUUCUAUAAGGUUGGAAAAGAGAGAUAUUGAUGGGAAACUUUUAAAAACAGGUAGAGUGGGUUACAGAGGUAUUGUUGGGAAACAUUAAUCAGGACUGAACUCGGGAACUUGACUUCUCUCGGCGUAUGUGACAUCGAUAUUAAUCAGAAACCUUUUUUUCAGUACCAAAAUUGACUAAAAAGUGCAAGUAGAUUAAUUUUGGCCGUAAAGUCAGUAUCUUCCUAAAUAGAGGCAUAAGGCUAUGUAAUAGAAUAAGUGGUAUAUCAAUACGUCUUUUGAUAGCUUCCAAAAUAUUUUUUUUGAAUGGUGGAGGAGUGCCAAGAUCAGAGUAUAUGAGCGAGUUGAGUGGAAGGAACAAAAAUGAAUAAUUUAGGCUAUUUUAUUAGCCUUUUAUUUCAAGGCUAUAGUCUACAAAUAAAUAAAUGAUGAAGCAUUUGCAAGUCCAACACUCUAGACUGGCAGGAACAUUAAGCGCCCAGCAUUUUAAACAACAUUUUGUUGUAUUACAUCAUUUGAGUCUAUAAAUUGCGCAUAUAGGCUGUGACUUACUUAUAAUGAAAUACAAAUGAAAUGAAAAAUUCCUUAUUAAAUGCCUUUGAAUUCACUUUCGAAAACACACGUUUGGCCAGAGUCCGUGGCUUCAGCCUCAUGAGAUGGUACCUAGAGAGCAGGCCAGCAGUGGAGUAUACCCUCUAUCUAUGCACUUGUAGAGCCACUGGGGAUGCUGAACACACUUUGGGCAUAGCCACGGGACAUAGGGGCGCUGAGGGUACUGCAGCGCCCUCUGAAAAAACAAAUACAGGAGUGGUAAAGGCACAGUGCACUACUUUGUGAAACA
This is a messenger RNA of Oncorhynchus masou masou (cherry salmon), 4497 nucleotides long. RefSeq names its product N-acetyllactosaminide beta-1,3-N-acetylglucosaminyltransferase 4-like. Gene Ontology annotation, molecular function: hexosyltransferase activity; UDP-glycosyltransferase activity. The coding region runs from base 2304 to 3383 and encodes 359 amino acids. The record is from RefSeq and is a predicted model, not a curated record. The transcript has a single exon. Lineage: Eukaryota; Metazoa; Chordata; Actinopteri; Salmoniformes; Salmonidae. Gene Ontology annotation, cellular component: Golgi membrane.